Molecule: messenger RNA, 2193 nt
Organism: Mesorhabditis spiculigera
Lineage: Eukaryota; Metazoa; Nematoda; Chromadorea; Rhabditida; Rhabditidae
Source: the annotation of a GenBank genome assembly
AUGGGGAAGCGCAUAGAGGAGACCCUGCUGGCCAGUCUGAGUCAUGGGCUAUCGGGUGGGGAUGACGACAAAAAUGGCGUCCGGCGCCGCAGAAAUUCCGGCCAAUCGCAGAUAUCAGGAAACUCUAACUCGUCGAAUAAUGAUUCUCCAAGCCGAAAGCCCAGCUUUGCAGCCCGCAAGCUUGAGCUGCAAAAGGCCGGUCCCCUCGCCAACCCGGUGCACCGGCCUCAGGAUUCACUGUUUUCGUCUUCAUCAGGGUGGACGAACUAUAGAGGCUUCUUCAACCUAGCGAUAUUGCUCUUGGUGGUCUCCAAUGGUCGAGUGGCGUUGGAGAAUGUGAUCAAAUAUGGUAUCCUGAUCUCCCCGCUCGAUUGGAUCGAGUUCCUGCUGACUGAUCUCUCCUACACAAACUGGCCCAAUCUUUUCAUGAUCCUCUUCUCCAACAUAACGAUUGUGAUCGUAUUGGUGAUGGAGAAGCUCUUAGCGCGCGGAGCUUUCAGCAACCAUUUUGCUGCCGCAUUUUACACGCUACUUAUCGGCGCCCAUGUGACGGUUCCAGCUACAAUCACUUUGUAUCUGAAGGGCAAUCCUCUGUACGCUACCGGUUGCCUAGGCCUCAUCGUCAUCGAGUCUUUGAAGCUGGUCUCCUACGUACAUGUCAACUAUUGGUGCCGCUCGGCGCGCCAGCAGCAGAAAGAAGACAGCGAGCAUAUGCCGCCCGAUGUUCUCCGUCUCUACCCCGGAAACUUGACGCUCAAAAAUCUGUACUACUUCAUGGCCGCGCCGACUCUGUGCUACGAGCUGAAAUUCCCGACGAGCCCCCGUUUGCGGAAAUCCUUCCUCCUGAAAAGAACUUGUGAAUUAACUUUCCUCUCAUUCUUGAUCGUUGCCCUCGUCCAGCAAUGGGUCGUUCCGACCGUCCACAACUCGUUGGGCCCAUUCAGCCAAAUGGAUAUUGGCAAAUGCGUUGAACGUGUGCUAAAAUUGGCGAUCCCGAACAUCUUGAUCUGGCUGAUCGGCUUCUACACAAUGUUCCACUCGGCGCUCAACCUGCUUGCCGAACUUCUCUGCUUUUCGGAUCGUGAAUUUUAUCGGGAUUUCUGGAACUCUGAGACCAUCCAGUACUUCUGGAAGACGUGGAACAUUCCUGUACAUCGCUGGGCGCUGCGCCACAUUUACUUGCCGAUGGUGCGUAACAACUACAGUAAAUUUCUCGCCUCUCUGGCUGUGUUCUUCGUCAGCGCUGCGUUCCAUGAAUAUUUGGUGUCGGUACCACUCUCCAUGUUCCGGCUAUGGGCCUAUUACGGCAUGAUGGCUCAGGUGCCGUUGUCGUUCGUGACCGACUACGUUGUCAAGGGCGGUCGCGCUGGCAAUGUGAUUGUAUGGCUUUCUCUGAUCCUCGGCCAACCGAUGGCCAUCCUGAUGUACGUCCACGAUUGGUACCUCAUCAAUUACCCCAAAGACCCGGCGCUCGAACGAGACACGUUAGCUCCCAUGGUGGUUCCUAACAUCUUACCCCUACUAACAAUAUUUGAUGGAGAGCGGUGGCUGAUUUAUUGGAGAAACGAGGAUAAUAUUCUAGGCGUGACCAAUCUCUUCGAUGCCGUAUACGAAAAGGUGAUCAGUCGGGAAGAAAAGGCCCUAAAAUUGAAUUGUGCCCGGACGCUGGCUGACAAAAGCUGGAUUGAUUUCAUGCAUGCGGAAGGCUGGCUGAUCUCACAGGUUGAUCCCGAAGCCGCGACGAUUGGCAUCGGCUCAAAGCGCACGUUCGAGCUGCUCAGAAAGGCUGGCGAACGCUUUUGCGACAACAUGACUGCAGAAUUGCUAAUUACUCGUGCCUCCUGGGUUCCUCGUCGGCCGGCACUUCCGAGUGAUUCGCUGGAAUCCGAAUCCUCUCCAUCACCAAGCAAGCCGCUUCGACGUGGGCAACGACAGCGCCACGGUGGGGCUGAGGACUGGUCUGACGACGGUGAUGCGGCGGGUGAAGAUGAGAAGCCUUCGGAAAAGCCCCUAAUGGCAAGCAAGCAUGUUUCAAAAGCAAAGCCCGGAGUAUCUAGCGUGGAAGCGCCGCCGGAAAAGCCGCGUGCUGUCAAGAAUUUCGGCAAAGUUGUAGUGAAAACUGCGAGCAAAGCGACGACGAAGCGCACAAAAAAGACCCGUGCUGGUGCCGAUGAUUGGUCCGACGACGAUGAA